Molecule: messenger RNA, 1378 nt
Organism: Rhincodon typus (whale shark)
Lineage: Eukaryota; Metazoa; Chordata; Chondrichthyes; Orectolobiformes; Rhincodontidae
Product: zinc finger protein ZIC 3-like
Exons: 3
Coding region: 44-1378 (444 amino acids)
Biological process (GO): regulation of transcription by RNA polymerase II; central nervous system development
Cellular component (GO): nucleus
Molecular function (GO): RNA polymerase II cis-regulatory region sequence-specific DNA binding; DNA-binding transcription factor activity, RNA polymerase II-specific
Source: RefSeq, a predicted model, not a curated record
GCUACUUCCUCAGGGGCUCCGGCUCAGACCAGGUUAACCCGAGAUGGCGAUGUUGUUGGACGGUGGAGCCCAGUUUCCGAGCCUGGGCGUCGGUGGCUUCGCUGGCCCGCGGCACCAUGAGCUUUCCAACCGGGAGCCGAGCCUGGGCCUCAGCCCGUUCUGCGAUUCGCCUCACCCCGGAGCUUUCAAACUGAGCCCGGCGCCUCCGGAGCUGUCGGCCAGUCAGGCGUCUGCUUUCAGCCCGCAGGGAGGCGGCUACGCGACCGCUCUGGCUCCGCACGCCGCUCCGGUUGGAUCCUACAGCGGGACAACUUUCAACUCCAGCCGGGAGUUCCUGUUCCGCAGCCGGAGUGUUGGCAUCGCCGAUUCCCCUUCCACAAGUGCUCAGCAAGGCAUCUUCCCGUCUCCGGGAGGGGCUCUGCACGCCCCCCCGGGGGUAAAUGACAGUCCGGGACACCUCCUGUUUCCAGCACUACACGACCAAGCGGCCACUCACCCCUCUCCCAAUGGGCAUGUGGUGAACGGCCAGAUGCGCCUGGGCUUUCACGGCGAUCUCUUCGGGAGAGGGGACCCUUACCGAGCGGUGAGCAGCCCCCGGACUGAGCCGUACCCUCCAAGCCACCUCCACAACUACAGCCCCAUGAAUGUGAGCGGCCACCAUCACCAUCACCACGGAGCCGGCGCUUUCUUCCGCUACAUGAGGCAACCCAUUAAGCAGGAGCUGCCUUGCAAGUGGAUCGAGGAAGUUCAGAUCCACCGCAACAAGAAGGUUUGCCAGCGGACUUUCAGCAGCAUGCACGAACUGGUCACCCACAUCACCAUCGAGCACGUUGGGGGACCUGAGCAGAGCAACCACGUUUGUUAUUGGGAGCAGUGCCCGCGCGGAGGCAAAUCCUUUAAAGCCAAAUACAAGCUCAUUAAUCACAUCCGAGUGCACACGGGCGAGAAACCCUUCCCAUGCCCCUUCCCAGGAUGUGGGAAAAUCUUCGCCCGCUCGGAAAACCUCAAGAUUCACAAACGGACCCACACAGGCGAGAAACCGUUUAAGUGCGAGUUUGAAGGGUGCGACAGGAGGUUCGCUAACAGCAGCGACCGUAAGAAACACAUGCACGUCCAUACUUCAGACAAACCGUACAUCUGCAGGAUGUGUGACAAAUCUUACACUCACCCCAGCUCCCUCCGCAAACAUAUGAAGGUACACGAACCCCAGGGUUCAGACAACUCUCCAGCCCCAAGUUCCGGUUAUGAAUCUUCCACCCCCCCCAGCCUGCUGUCUACAAACAGCGAGGAGACCAGUAAAAACCCGGGCCCGGCCGCACACAACACCACCAACCCCAACCCGCCGCUGCCGCCGAAUUUUAACGAGUGGUAUGUUUGA